This is a messenger RNA of Drechmeria coniospora, 3330 nucleotides long. RefSeq names its product heme peroxidase. The coding region runs from base 1 to 3330 and encodes 1109 amino acids. The record is from RefSeq and is a predicted model, not a curated record. Gene Ontology annotation, biological process: response to oxidative stress. NCBI's taxonomy places the organism in Eukaryota, Fungi, Ascomycota, Sordariomycetes, Hypocreales, Ophiocordycipitaceae. Gene Ontology annotation, molecular function: heme binding; monooxygenase activity; iron ion binding. The transcript has 5 exons.
AUGACUCCUGAAUCGAACGGGACGGGCGAAGGGGCCCAAAACGGUGACUAUGACGGCAUCGAGACGAAUGGGGCUCGCAGCAAUGGAACCAACGGACACUCCUCUGCUCCUGAACACAACAAGGAUAAGCCAAUGACCGAGCCUGCAACGUCCGAAUCUAAGGCGACGAAGCGAGAGAGCUGGUCAUUGUCACACUUCCGACAAGCAUCCAGUCGGCCGCUCCCGACCGAGUUGGGGGAUGGCUCCUAUAGAAACGUGAUCAGGCGACCGGGGAUUAUGGAGGAUCUCCGUAAUGUCAAGACUCUCAUGGAAAUGGUCAUGGCCAAGCUGAAGGGUGAAACCCAGCAAGAUGACAAGACGAUGAUCAUGGAGCGAACGAUUCAGAUGGUGGCCACGAUGCCGAACCAUUCGGCGAGACAGGAAGUCCUCACGAACCUCUUCAUCGACAAGCUGUGGAACUCGCUCGACCACCCACCACUGCUGUAUCAUGGCGAUCAGUUUCGCUACCGUCAACCCGAUGGAUCCAACAACAACCCCCUCAUGCCGAAACUAGGAGCCGCCGGCACGCCGUAUUCGCGCUCGGUCAAGCCUGGAAAGGCCAAUCUCGGCGCCCUACCCGACCCGGAGACGGUGUACGAGGCUGUUAUGGCGCGGAAGAACUUCAAAAAGAACCCCAACAACGUGUCGAGUAUUCUUUGGUACUGGGCCACGAUAGUGAUUCAUGACAUUUUUUGGACCGAUUCGAAGGACGGCAACAUAAACAACUCAUCCUCGUACCUCGACCUGUCGCCGCUGUAUGGUAACAGCAAAGAAACCCUUGACUCGAUCCGAACAUUCAAGGAUGGCACCCUCAAGCCCGAUGCGUUCGCCGACAGACGACUUCUUGGCAACCCGCCUGGCGUUUGCAUCCUCCUCAUCAUGUUCAACCGUUUCCACAACCACAUCGCCGAAAAUCUGGCGGCGAUCAACGAGAACAACAGGUUUCCCAAGCCGACGGCCAAGAUGAAUAGCGAGGAGACGGCCAAGGCAUGGAAAAAGUACGACGAGGAUCUGUUCCAAACCGCGCGGCUCAUCACCUCCGGCCUGUACAUCAACAUCACCCUCGUCGACUACGUCCGGAACAUCAUCAACCUGAACCGCGUCGAUACCGAGUGGACGCUCGAUCCGCGACAGGAGAUGGGUGUCUCAGUCGGAACGUCCAAGGGAUCCGACAGCGGCGUCGGCAACGCCGUCUCGGCCGAGUUCAACCUUUGCUAUCGCUGGCACUCGUGCAUCUCGCAACACGAUGACGAAUGGAUCCAGACCUUCUUCAAGGACCUCUUGGGGGACAACUAUGGCGAGCUGAACCUCCAAACCCUCAUGGCGGCGGUCAAGAAGUUUGAGAUGACGAUGGACGCCGAUCCUGGCCGUCGCGAGUUCGGCGGCUUCAGCCGCGGACCGGAUGGCCGCUUCAACGACGACGAGUUGGUCGACGCACUUGCGACGGCCAUCGAGCAGCCCGGCGGCGCCUUUGGCGCACAGAAUGUGCCAAGGAUCAUGAAGCCCAUCGAAAUCUUGGGCAUCAUCAGGGGCAGGAAGUGGAACGUGGCCGGGCUGAACGAAUUCCGCAAGCACUUCGGCCUCAAGGCAUACGAGACGUUCGAGGACAUCAAUUCGGACCCCGACGUGGCCGACUCGCUGCGCAACCUGUACCAGCACCCGGACCAUGUCGAGCUCUAUCCUGGUCUGGUGGCGGAAGAGGGGAAGACGCCGAUGGUGCCGGGCGUCGGCAUCGCACCAACCUACACCAUCUCGCGCGUCGUCCUCUCGGAUGCCGUCGCUCUCGUCCGCGGCGACAGACACUACACGACCGACUAUCACCCUGGCUACCUGACCCAGUGGGGGUACGGCGAGGCCAACUACGACUUGAAGAUCAACCAUGGCUGCAUCUUCUACAAGUUGUUCCUGCGUGCGUUCCCCAAUCAUUUCGAUCAGGGGUCCGUCUAUGCCCACUAUCCCAUGGUGAUUCCGUCGGAGAACCGCAAGAUCCUCACAGACCUGAAUCGGGUCGACGGCUUCACGUUUGACAGACCGCGCUACAGGGCCCCGAGCGUCCGGUUUUCGUUGUACGAUGCGAGCGAGCACAUCCUCCGAAACGAGGAAAAGUACAUCGUCAACUGGCAGCAGGCGCUGGAUCGUCUCGUGGGCCACCCGACGAGUACGGCCGUGCACUCGAGGGACGGAAAGCUCCUGGAAUCGCUCAUUUUCGGAGACGGCUGGAAGGAAUCGAUCAAGAAUUUUUACUCCACCAUGGCGGAGCGACUGCUUGACGAGAAGUCGUACAGACUUGCCGGUAAGACGCACUGCGACCUGGUGCGAGACGUCGGCAACCUCGCGCACACGCACUUUGUCGCCCAACUCUUCAACCUCCCCUUGAAGAGCAAGGAUAACCCCAAGGGCGUGUUCUCUGAGCAGGAGUUGUACACGGCACUGGCAACCGUCUUCGCAGCCCUCUUUGUCGACCUCGAUCCAGUCAAGUCGUAUGGGCUCAAGCGCAAGGCGAAGAGUUUGGUGUCGCAGCUCGGGAGCAUAGCCGAGACGAACGUCAAGCUCACCACAACGCUGGGCCUACCCGGACUGUUUACGGCCAAGGCCACGGCCAAGGACGGCGCGCUCUCUGGGUACGGCGUCACGUUGAUCAAGGGCUUGUCCAAGGCCGGACUCAAAGCGGAUGAGAUUACUUGGGGCCAGAUCAUCCCGACGGCAGGGGCUUUCGUGCCGAACGAAGGCCAAUCGUUUGCCCAGGCAGUCGACUUUUACCUUUCCGCGAGCGGCCGGCUUCACCUGGAGGAGCUGCACCGGAUCGCAUCGGAGCCGCGGAACGACGACAACGAUGCGCUACUUCUAGGGUACGCCCUCGAGGGAGUUCGGCUGUCCGGGCCGGCAAGCAUAUACCGCAAGGCGGUUGCUGCCGAAACGGUGGCGGUGGAAGAUUCCAGGCACGUUCGCUUCGAGCCAGGUCAACACGUGUUCGUGUCCCCGUCGUCCUCGGCACGGUCGGCGUCACACUUCCCCAACCCAGAUGGCGUGGAUCCACGACGGCCUCUGGAGACUUACCUGCACUACGGUGCGGAGCCGUACAGGCGGCUGGCCGAGGACGCCGGUCGGGUUGCGCUCGUCGAGCUGACCCGGGCUGUCUUCAAGAAGAAGGGCCUCCGCAGGGUGGCUGGGCCGCAAGGGGAGCUGAAGAGCAUUGAGGGACAGAUCGGGGACAGGCUGUAUAUGACGGAGGAUUGGGGCGGCGUCUGGCCGUUCCCGACAGCCAUGAAGGUGUCCUGGGACGACGAAUGA